AUGUAUGAAGAACAUCUCGCACAGAAGUCACUUCCAAACCGAUUACGCGAGAUGGAGCUGAAGCACCUGGUUCUGGAGGCGGCUGAUGGUUUUCUGUUCGUGGUGUCGUGUGAAACCGGCCGUGUGGUUUAUGUGUCGGACUCUGUCACACCGGUUCUGAACCAGGCUCAGUCGGAUUGGCUCGGAUCAUCGCUGUACGACCAGCUCCAUCCAGACGACACAGAGAAACUCCGAGAGCAGCUCUCCACCAGCGAGAACAACAACGCCGGCCGGAUGUUGGACAUGAAAACAGGCACGGUGAAGAAAGAGGGUGGGCAAGCCUCAGUGAGGAUGAGUAUGGGAGCACGCCGCUCCUUCAUCUGCAGGAUGAGAUGUGGAGUGUGUCCCGUAGAGCCGGUGUCCAUGAACAGACUCAACUUCCUGAGAAGCAGAAACAGGAAUGGACUGGGUCCUGCUAAGGAGGGUGAGCCGCAGUAUGCGGUCGUGCACUGCACAGGCUUCAUCAAGUCCUGGCCUCCUGCAGGAGUGACUCUUGCUGAAGAGGAGGCCGAUAAUAAUCAGGGGAAUCGUUUCUGUCUAGUUGCCAUUGGAAGGCUACAGGUCACAUGUUGCCCAAGCGACACUAGCAUAAAUAACAUCAGCGUUCCAGUGGAAUUUAUUUCCCGCCACAACUGUCAGGGCCUCUACACCUUUGUGGAUCACCGCUGUCAGGCGACGGUGGGCUUCCAGCCUCAGGAGCUACUGGGGAAGAACGUCCUGGAGUUUGCACAUCCAGAAGACCAGGGCUUACUGCGAGACAGCCUUCAGCAGGUGUGUGUGAGAGAGCGAACACCACUUCUGCUCACUUGCACCAACGCCAAUGUCAAGCAGUUGCAGCAGCAGCAGGCCGAGUUAGACGGAGGGAUGGGACAAGACGCAGCGUAUGAAACCAAUCAGGUCACUCUUCCUCAGGUUCCAGUGCAGACUGCAGGUGUAGUCGGUGCUGAUCACAACUCUAAGGCCGUGUCCUCCAGUGCCUCCGGUGGACAGCAGCUUUACCCACCAGCAGCAGCUUUCCCCAGCUCUGCUCGUCCCAGCGAGCCCUUCAGGUCAGCUGGGAUGGCUCAGCAGAUGGUUCCUCACUCAGCAGGUCAGAUGCUGACACAGAUGUCCCGUCAGAGCGCACCUUCUGGAGUCUCCUCCAGCAACAGCAGCCUCAUUCAGGCCCAGAUGGGACCCGCAGCGCCUCCUGGAGUCUGGUCUGCCACACGACAGCCCUUCAACACACAGCAGAUGGCAGGUCAGGCUGUGAAGAGUCAGUCAGCUCAGUUUAACAUGAGAGGGUUCAGCUCCGCCCCUUCUUCCUCCACUUCCUCUUCCUUUGGCCAGAUGGGCGGGGCUUCUGCUUCAAUGGCAAACACAUCAAAUUACCAACAAAUAAACAGCCACAACAACCCUUCAACUAAUGGAUUCGGCGAUGUUAAUCAGAUGGGAGCGCAGUUCAGCUCCAGGCCAGCAGAGGGAGUGUCAGGCUGGCAGCAGUGGCAAACUCAGCCACACACUCAAGGCACUGCAGACGCACACCAGCAGCCUCAAAACAGCCAGCCAGAGAUGUUUCAGGAUGUUAUCUCCAUGUUGGAUCAAACCGGCAGCUUC
Molecule: messenger RNA, 1635 nt
Organism: Sinocyclocheilus grahami
Lineage: Eukaryota; Metazoa; Chordata; Actinopteri; Cypriniformes; Cyprinidae
Product: aryl hydrocarbon receptor nuclear translocator-like
Exons: 16
Biological process (GO): regulation of DNA-templated transcription
Cellular component (GO): cytoplasm; transcription regulator complex; nucleus
Molecular function (GO): protein binding; DNA-binding transcription factor activity
Source: RefSeq, a predicted model, not a curated record